AUGGAUGCUAAUGGCGACAUGGGUGCCAAGCGGAAGCGCGGCACUGUCGCUGGGGCUGUUGAACGUCCCGCAAAACAUUUGAAGCCUGAGGGUUCGGUGCUGACCCCCGGCGACGCGACUCCGGCCAAUGGAACCGUUUACGAUAUCGAGGAGGAGGAGGAUUCUGCUCACAUGAUGGCUGUUGGCCCUGCGCAGGCCGAUUCGCCUGAAUGGCAGGCGACCAUUGAGACGGUCGUGAAGAGUGUCGUCUCGAUCCACUUCUGCCAGACAUGCUCUUUCGACACAGAGCUAUCGAUGAGCAGUCAGGCUACUGGCUUUGUCGUCGAUGCUGAGCGUGGAUACAUCUUGACCAAUCGCCAUGUCGUGGGUGCCGGUCCUUUCUGGGGAUACUGUAUCUUUGACAAUCAUGAAGAGUGCGAUGUCCGACCUGUAUACCGAGACCCCGUUCACGAUUUUGGUAUCCUCAAGUUCAACCCGAAGGCGAUUAAAUAUAUGAACCUGACCGAGCUCAAGCUCCAACCGGACGCUGCUCGUGUGGGUGCGGAGAUCCGAGUCGUGGGUAACGAUGCCGGUGAGAAGCUGAGCAUUCUCUCGGGCGUCAUCAGUCGACUUGAUCGCAAUGCUCCCGAAUAUGGAGAGGGUUACAGCGAUUUCAACACAAACUAUAUUCAAGCUGCGGCCGCCGCCAGUGGUGGUAGUUCUGGAAGUCCCGUCGUCAAUAUCGACGGCCACGCGGUCGCUUUGCAAGCAGGUGGACGCGCAGACGGUGCUGCCACGGACUAUUUCCUGCCUUUAGAUCGCCCAUUGCGCGCCUUGGAGUGCAUUCGUCAAGGCAAACCCGUUACUCGAGGUACCAUUCAGACUCAGUGGAUUCUCAAGCCAUUUGAUGAGUGCCGUCGUCUCGGUCUGACCCCCGAGUGGGAGGCUGCUGUUCGCAAAGCAGCGCCGACAGAAACCAACAUGCUUGCAGCUGAGAUUAUCCUGCCAGAAGGUCCUGGAGAUGGCAAGCUACUAGAAGGAGAUGUUUUGUUGCAGGUAAAUGGAGAGCUUCUUACUCAAUUUGUCCGUCUUGAUGAUAUCCUAGACUCCAGUGUCGGUGGUAAAAUCCGACUACUGGUGCAGCGCGGAGGAGAAGACAUGGAGGUUGAGUGUGAAGUGGGUGACCUCCACUCCAUCACCCCCAAUCGAUUUGUGACCGUUGCUGGAGGCACUUUCCAUGACCUAUCAUACCAACAAUCCCGUCUUUACGCCAUUGCUACCCGUGGCGUGUACGUUUGUGAGGCUGCGGGCUCUUUCAAGCUGGAAAAUACAUUGGCGGGAUGGAUUAUCGAUUCAGUCGAUAAAAAGCCAACCCGAAACCUGGACGAAUUCGUGGAAGUGAUGAGAAACAUCCCUGACCGGUCACGGGUGGUUAUCUCCUACCGCCAUAUCCGAGAUCUGCAUACCAAGGGCACUAGUAUCAUCUACGUCGACCGUCACUGGCACCCGAAGAUGCGCUUGGCAGUGCGCAAUGAUGAAUCUGGUAUUUGGGAUUUCUCGGAUCUGGCUGGGCCUAUCCCAGCCGAAAAGCCUGUUCCUCGCAAGGCCGACUUCAUCCAGCUGGAUGGUGUUAGCCAACCUGCGGCGGCAGAGAUUGUGCGCAGUUUCGUUCGCGUCUCUUGCACCAUGCCAUUGAAGCUUGAUGGAUACCCUCAAGCCAAGAAAACCGGAUUUGGUCUGGUAAUCGACGCGGAGAAGGGGCUGGUUGUCGUCUCCCGGGCUAUUGUGCCCUAUGAUCUCUGCGAUAUCAACAUUACCGUUGCUGAUUCCGUCAUCCUCAACGCCAAGGUCGUCUUUUUGCACCCUCUUCAGAACUACACCAUCAUUCAAUAUGACCCCAGUCUUGUUCAGGCACCCGUGCAAAGUGCUCGUCUCAGCACUGAGUAUAUCAAGCAGGGUCAAGACACUAUUUUCGUCGGUUUCAACCAAAACCAUCGUAUUGUUGUUGCGAAGACUGCAGUCACUGAUAUCACCACUGUUUCGAUCCCUGCCAAUGCUUCCGCUCCUCGGUACCGAGCAAUCAACCUAGAUGCUAUUACAGUGGACACUGGACUCAGUGGGCAGUGCACAAACGGAGUGCUGAUCGGUGAAGAUGGAGUGGUUCAAGCACUUUGGCUCAAUUACCUUGGUGAACGCACUCCAAGCUCUCACAAGGACGUCGAGUACCACCUUGGAUUCGCCACUCCAUCGUUGCUUCCCGUUACGUCCAAAAUUCAACAAGGUGUCGUCCCCAAACUUCGCAUCCUGAACAUGGAGAGCUAUGUUGUGCAGAUGAGCCAGGCACGAAUCAUGGGUGUCUCAGAGGAGUGGAUCCAAAAGGUGGCACAGGCCAACCCUUCGCGUCACCAGCUGUUCAUGGUGCGCAAGGUGGAUUGCCCACCCGCAAACUUCACCUCUGAGGUCGACAGUUUCCAAGAAGCUGAUAUCAUUCUCACUCUCGAUGACCAGCUUAUUACUCGCGUUUCGGAACUGGAUGUCAUGUAUGAGAAGGAGGUAUUGGAUGCUUUGAUUAUCCGUAACGGCCAAGAGAUGCACAUUCGUGUUCCAACCGUUCCAACCGAAGAUCUUGAGACCGAUCGUGCUGUUGUUUUCUGCGGUGCUGUUCUUCAGAAGCCCCACCAUGCUGUGCGGCAACAAAUCUCAAAGCUUCAUAGUGAAAUCUAUGUCAGCGCCAGGAGCCGCGGUUCGCCCGCCUACCAUUAUGGACUUGCUCCUACUAACUUCCUGACUGCUGUCAACGGCGUUCCUACGCCCAACCUCGAUAGCUUCGUCAAGGAAGUUCGCAAGAUUCCGGAUAACACCUACUUCCGACUGCGUGCCGUGACAUUCGACAACGUUCCAUGGGUGGUCACUAUGAAGAAGAACGAUCAUUACUUCCCCAUGUCCGAGUAUAUUAAAGACCCCUCCGCUGAGGCUGGUUGGAGCACCGUUUCCCACGGCAAGUCCGAGACCAAGCAGGGAGUAUCCUCGGAUGCUGCGAAUCUCAACCCGGACGCGAUGGAUGAAGGCGGUGAUGGUGGAGCAAGCGAUGCUGAACCCGACAUGGAGUAA
This is a messenger RNA of Penicillium cosmopolitanum, 3090 nucleotides long. RefSeq names its product putative nuclear serine protease HtrA2/Nma111. Bases 1 to 3090 code for a protein of 1029 amino acids. Gene Ontology annotation, molecular function: protein binding; serine-type endopeptidase activity. Lineage: Eukaryota; Fungi; Ascomycota; Eurotiomycetes; Eurotiales; Aspergillaceae. The record is from RefSeq and is a predicted model, not a curated record. Gene Ontology annotation, biological process: proteolysis. The transcript has 4 exons.